CCCCCCCUUCUCAAAGCUGCCAAUUGGGACCUUUUUCACUGAGAAAAAUGGGGGUUUUGGGGUGCCCCUCCCAAAGAAAUGUGCCCCCCUGCAAAUCCAGCACGGAAAGGGGGGGGCCCCUUGCAACGGAAAGGGAGGAAAUGGUGUAAGAGGCGUUUCUUACGCCGUAAACCGGAGGAUGGAGCUGCGCCGCAGUUGGGGGGCCGUGGCUUUGCUCUACCUUCUUCUGCGGGGGGGGCGCCCUGAUCCGUGCCGCGUCUCCAUCGCUCCCGAGGAUCCAAUUGUGGAGUUGGGCUCCUCCAUCCUCUUCAACUGCACCAGUUCCUGCUCCAACCCCACCCGCUUGAACUGGGAAGUUUCCGUCACCAAACUGGGAACGCGAGGACCCACUUGGGUUUCCCUCGAGAUCCCCAACAUCACCGACUGGAGUCUGGAAAUUCAGUGCUUUGGCGUUUUCGGUGAACGCCGCGUCGUCACCAGCACCACACUGCGCGCUUACCGAUUGGAGCCCCCCCAAAUCUCUCUGCCUGACGAGGUGGUUUUGGGGCGCCCGACGCUCCUCACCUGCACCGCUCGUGCCCAGGGCCCCCCCUCGGCCCCCCCAAAUGUUCUGCUGUCCCUCUGGGGUCGGGGGGUACCCCCCGGCGUCGCCCCCUCCUCCUCCUCGUCCCCCCUAAAGUUGGGGUUCGUGGCACGAGCGGAGCAGCACGGCCGCGACGUCACCUGUGAGGCGACGCUUUGGCUCCGGGGACGGAGGCUGAACGCCAGCGCGGGGGUCACGCUGUGGGUCUGGGCCCCACCCCACCACGUCCACGUGUGGUCGCCGCACUCCACCUUUGCCGCCGGUGACAACGUGACGGUGCGGUGCCGAGCCGAGGGGAACCCCUCACCCAGGAUCCACUGGGAGCUGCCCAGUAACACCAGUUUGGAACUGGGGGACAACGGCACCACCGUCACCAUCCCCGCGGCCCGACGGGAACAUGGGGGCACCUACCACUGCGUGGCCACCAACCGCUACGGCACCGGCACCGCCAGCAUAGACAUCCCCUUCCAAGGUUCCCCUCGCAGCCCUCUCAUCCCGGUGGCCGUCACCUUGGCCGUUCUCUCCGUUGCUGCCGUGCUCGCCGGCUCCUGGUGGCUUUACCGCGUCCGGGGUUGGAAGCCGAUGCUGGAUGGGUCCCAGCACAGCUGAUCCCACCCGGAAUGGCACCAAGAACCACUUUGCCUCCAGCUCUUUGUGUAUUUUUCCCAUCAUUGCCCAGUUUAGGGGGGACUCCCGGUGCUGCUUUUGGGGUCCUGGUGCCACUGUGAGGUCCCAGUAUUGGUUUAAGGA
This is a messenger RNA of Cuculus canorus (common cuckoo), 1333 nucleotides long. Its product is annotated as intercellular adhesion molecule 5-like. The record is from RefSeq and is a predicted model, not a curated record. The transcript has 5 exons. Gene Ontology annotation, biological process: cell adhesion. Gene Ontology annotation, molecular function: integrin binding. Bases 179 to 1192 code for a protein of 337 amino acids. NCBI's taxonomy places the organism in Eukaryota, Metazoa, Chordata, Aves, Cuculiformes, Cuculidae.